AUCGACACAUUCAUCGAGUUAGAUUUCAACCCAGCCAAAGUUGUUGCUUUAUACCCUGAUGCUGUUGCAGGCCGACUGUCCGUCCCUCAAGACGGUUGGAUCCCAUUGUAUGGAGGACCUGCUCCCAUCGACCCGGAUGAUUUUCAAGACUCAAUUAAAGUGGACGACAUUGAGAAGCCAGGACAUGAGAGAGCAGCUACUGAUUUGCUGGAUACGAUAAGCAGUAAUACCACAACUCUUUCUCAUCUUUUGACACGGGUAGAUGAUCUCCACCGUUCAGUCGAGACACUUGUACGCUACCUAGCCGAUCGUCGACCGAAGCUCAAGGCUGCUUUGGAAGUCGUCAACAUCACACCUCAGACCCAAGCGGAGAAAUACCCACCGCUCUCAACUACCACCGUCGAAGACUUGUUCGCCCUCCCCAACGCGCCUUUAUCCGCUCUCACUCCUGAACAGCUUCUCCGGUUCGCGCAGAUCGUGGACACGGCGCUCUAUAAAUCGUAUUUGAUCAUUCGACCGACUUUGCUGAGCUCGUUGUGCCGCAUUGCGAAUUGGUGUGAGGUUUCUGAGGUUGAGGAGGAUUUGAGGGCGCGUCAGAAAUACGCCGAACUCCGGGACCUUUAUUAUGGGAAAGGCAUGCAUGCGAAGGCGUUGGGUCUCUUGCGAGAAUUGAGUGAAAAGGAGACAGACAUGGAAGACAAGCUGGAGCCUUCAAUCACGUACCUGCAAAAGCUGGGCCCUGAACAUAUUAAGCAGAUUUUUGAGUCAUCAAGAUGGGUUUUCAGCAUGGAUAAGACUCUCGCUUUCAAAAUAUUUACAUCGGAAGACGUGGAACUUCCACGACAACCCGUUACAGAUUACCUUGAGAAGAUCGACCCGAAAUUGUCAGCCCAAUAUCUUGAGUAUAUCGUUGCAGACAAGCAAGAAGAGGACCCUGCGUUCCAUGAUCGGUUAGCGGAGCUUUACUUCAGCAUGACGAUUACUGCGGGGAAGAGAGGGGACGAGAAAACACGAAAGGAGGCGUACGCAAAGCUACUCAGCUUUGUGGAUACAAACGAUCGAUUCGGUGUUGAUAGGCUGUAUGGUUUGCUCUCGUCUACAGAUCUCUAUGAAGCAAGAGCCAUCCUUCUUGGGCGAUUGGGGCGGCAUGACCAAGCUCUCGAGCUGUAUGUUUACCGUUUACACGAUUACUUGAAAGCGGAACAGUAUUGUAAACGUGUUUAUCAACCUGGCACAGAAUCAAGCAGUGUAUUCCUUACGUUGUGCCGGAUAUAUUUGCGACCAACGGUUGAAACGUCAACAGACUUGUUGCAGCCCGCUCUCGACCUCAUCAGUCGGCACAAUCCCCGACUCGACGCCGUAGAGACGUUACAAUUGUUACCCCCUCUGGUUACGACCCAGGACGUUAAAGCAUUCUUGAUAGAAUCGCUUCGUGCACCAAUAUUUGAUACCAAGGUUGUUAGCCAGAUCAGCAAAGCGAGGAAAGAUCAAGUUUCGAGAAAGCUGAUGGUGUUGCAGAGCAAGAGGGUCAAGGUGACUGAUAGUCGGAUCUGCCCACAAUGUCACAAGCGAAUAGGGAAUAGUGUUAUCGCGGUUCAUGCCCCUCGCGGCGAAGUUACUCAUUAUCAAUGUCGAGAGUUGUUUUCGCGGCAUUUGAAGGAUCAUUGA
This is a messenger RNA of Laccaria bicolor S238N-H82, 1668 nucleotides long. RefSeq lists its product as uncharacterized. Gene Ontology annotation, cellular component: fungal-type vacuole membrane; cytoplasm. The annotation marks the transcript as partial. The transcript has 10 exons. Gene Ontology annotation, biological process: endosomal vesicle fusion; vesicle-mediated transport; autophagy. The record is from RefSeq and is a predicted model, not a curated record. Lineage: Eukaryota; Fungi; Basidiomycota; Agaricomycetes; Agaricales; Hydnangiaceae.